This is a messenger RNA of Molossus molossus (Pallas's mastiff bat), 1165 nucleotides long. It is a transcript of the gene EIF6, whose product is annotated as eukaryotic translation initiation factor 6. The record is from RefSeq and is a predicted model, not a curated record. The transcript has 7 exons. Bases 147 to 884 code for a protein of 245 amino acids. Gene Ontology annotation, biological process: maturation of LSU-rRNA; maturation of 5.8S rRNA; ribosomal subunit export from nucleus. Gene Ontology annotation, molecular function: ribosomal large subunit binding. Gene Ontology annotation, cellular component: cytosol; nucleolus; preribosome, large subunit precursor. NCBI's taxonomy places the organism in Eukaryota, Metazoa, Chordata, Mammalia, Chiroptera, Molossidae.
CGGAGGAAGGCCUGUUGCAGCGAGUGGAGAUCGCGGUUACCUGCUCAGUUCCCGUGGAGAGCGAGCGAAAGGUUUUGUUCGGACGCCCCGGGUCACGAGGGGUGGCGUCCGGAGAAUUCGCGUCCGGAGAAUCUGAAAGGGGCCUCAUGGCGGUUCGAGCGUCGUUCGAGAACAACUGUGAGAUCGGCUGCUUUGCCAAACUCACCAACACCUACUGUCUGGUGGCCAUCGGAGGGUCAGAGAACUUCUACAGUGUGUUCGAGGGCGAGCUCGCCGAGACCAUCCCUGUGGUGCACGCGUCCAUUGCCGGCUGCCGCAUCAUCGGGCGUAUGUGUGUGGGGAACAGGCAUGGUCUCCUUGUGCCCAACAACACUACCGACCAGGAGCUGCAACAUAUUCGAAACUGCCUCCCAGACUCAGUGCAGAUCCGUCGGGUAGAGGAGCGGUUCUCAGCCCUGGGCAAUGUCACCACCUGCAAUGACUAUGUGGCCUUGGUCCACCCAGACCUGGACAGGGAGACAGAAGAAAUCCUGGCUGAUGUGCUCAAGGUGGAAGUCUUCAGACAGACAGUGGCUGACCAGGUGUUAGUAGGAAGCUAUUGUAUCUUCAGCAAUCAGGGAGGGCUGGUACAUCCCAAGACGUCAAUUGAAGACCAGGAUGAGCUGUCCUCUCUCCUUCAGGUCCCCCUUGUGGCAGGCACUGUGAACCGAGGCAGCGAUGUCAUCGCUGCUGGGAUGGUGGUGAACGACUGGUGCGCCUUCUGUGGCCUGGACACAACCAGCACAGAGCUUUCAGUGGUGGAGAGUGUCUUCAAGCUCAACGAAGCCCAGCCUCGCACCAUUGCUACCACCAUGCGAGAUUCACUCAUUGACAGCCUCACCUGAAUCGCCUUCCAUGCUAUUGUUGGCUCCUGACUCUGAACUUUGGCUCCUUCUCAACGGGUCCCACCCAGUCUCUCCCGGAUGCUGUCAGGGAGGUGGCAGAGAGCUCAUUGGUAUCAAGCGGCUGGAUGCCCAACCCUUCUUCACCAGUUUCCAUCUCCUGAAUCUAGUUACUGCAAAAAUCUGCGGUGGACUGGCUGUCAGGCCCUCUGGCUUCUAGCUGAGAGCUCUGCUGUCCUGUGCCACUCAAUUAAAGGCAGCUGCUUCUGACCAUUCCGAUUGUG